This is a messenger RNA of Cylas formicarius (sweet potato weevil), 3438 nucleotides long. Its product is annotated as ATP-dependent DNA helicase Q5-like. The transcript is spliced from 8 exons. Gene Ontology annotation, molecular function: 3'-5' DNA helicase activity; nucleic acid binding; ATP binding. Lineage: Eukaryota; Metazoa; Arthropoda; Insecta; Coleoptera; Brentidae. Gene Ontology annotation, biological process: double-strand break repair via homologous recombination. Gene Ontology annotation, cellular component: cytoplasm; chromosome. The record is from RefSeq and is a predicted model, not a curated record. The coding region runs from base 102 to 2993 and encodes 963 amino acids.
UCUGGACAUAACCUAUAAUGUUUUCAAAUGUUAAAGUUGUUUUUUAAUUAUUAUUUCUCCCAUACUACAGACAGUUGGAGCAAAUAACAAAGUUGCUUGAUAUGAAUAAAAACGCUGUAAAAGAAGGAUUGAAAAAAUACUUUAAGUUUGAAACCUUUAAGUCCAAGUUGCAGGAAGAAGCAAUAAUAGAAAUAUGUCAAAGAAAACGCGAUGUCUACGUUUCGAUGCCCACAGGUUCAGGAAAAUCCCUUUGUUAUCAACUGCCUGCAGUGUUACAUGAUAGUAUGAUAACUAUAGUCUUCUCUCCACUAUUGGCACUUAUAAAAGAUCAGGUGGAUGCUUUGAUCACUUUAAAAAUCAGGGCGGCAUCUUUAAACUCAAAAAUUUCAAAAGCCGAAAGGGAGAGACUCAUAAGUGAUUUAAAAUCAACAUCCCCAAAUACAAGAUUACUUUAUGUUACGCCUGAACAAGCUGCCACCAGAACUUUCAAGGACUUGUUUAACAAUUUGUACAGGUUUAAUAAGGUAGCGUACAUAGUGGUGGAUGAGGCGCAUUGUGUGAGUGAGUGGGGUCAUGAUUUUCGGCCCGAUUAUCUAAAACUUGGGAAUCUACGUGAGAAUUGUAAUGUCCCUUGUAUCGCUUUGACGGCUACAGCCGGCGCACAAGUGACGCAAGAUAUAAUCAACAGUCUUCAUCUGUCGGAAGAUCACAAAGUCUUCAAAACUUCAUGCUUUAGGAGCAACCUAUUUUAUGAUGUAUUCUUCCCAAACAUUCUGGAAAAUCAAUUUCUGCAUCUUAAAAACUUUAUAGCUGUGUGCCUUAAUGUUGGGCAGGAAAAUGAGGUGCCCAAAGAAAAAAAAUCCUGUGGCAUAAUUUACUGCCGAACAAGAGAACAAACAGAAGUCUUGGCUUCAAAGUUGAAUCAAAUGCAAAUUAAAACGCUUUGCUAUCAUGCUGGCCUAAAAAAUCAUGAAAGGAUUGAGUUUCAGGAGAAAUGGCAACAUGGAGAUAUUCCAGUCAUUUGUGCCACUAUAAGUUUUGGAAUGGGAGUUGAUAAAGCCACUGUUAGAUUUGUAAUUCAUUGGGGAGUUCCCAAAGACCCUGCCUCAUUUUAUCAGGAAUCUGGCAGAGCUGGUAGAGAUGGCAAACCAUCUUGGUGUCGGGUUUAUUAUAACCGGGGAGAUGCUAAAGCUGUUGAGUACCAUUUAACUCAUGAUUUAGCCAAAUCUGGAAACAAAGAAGGCAAAAAAAUAAAGGCCGAAAAUGCUUUAAAAGGUUUCAGACAAGUGGUUGAAUUUUGUGAAAAUCCUCAAGACUGCAGACACAAGCUGUUCUCCAACUACUUCGGGGAACCACCACCCAACUGCCGCAACAUGUGCGACUUUUGCAAAGAUAAAAAAUCGGUGAUGGAAAUGGUCGAAAGGUUUGUGUUAAAGAGCGUUCAGUAUAGCACACACGCAAGCUCUUAUAAUGAAAUGGACUAUGGAGACUUGUACGGCGAAGGACGCAAAGGAAUCGGGGACGAGAGUCGUAACUAUGAAGAUGGCGAUAGUGAUGGAGACAAUAACGCGUUCGAACGACAACAAGCCGUCAAAAAAGAAGUUACCACUCUGAUUCAAAAACAAUUUGCCUUAAGAAGAAAUCCACAGGAAAUGUCUCAAAAUACCAUCGAUGAGCUUUUAUCCAAGCAUGCUCGCGUCAAAGCUGCAAGUUCGAGCUCCACUAAAGUCAAAGGUUUAACUUUGGCCACAAGAGAGCAAUAUUUGAGUAAAAUCGUGGAUAUCUUGUAUUUGAACUAUAUGGAGUGUGAACAGAGAGAUAGUCAGGCAUUGGAUAAAAAAGAUGUCGAAGAUUGCUCUGUUGAUUUAGAGUACCAAGUGUUUUCAUCAACUACAUCUAUGACUAUGUACAGGAAUGGAAUCGCAAAAUUGAUCUCUGGUAUCAAAAAAUGCACCGAUAGUAAAUUAGUGCACGAGAAACUAGUGGAUUUUCAACCGAAGCCUGCCAAAUAUGAAACUUUAACUGAUCUGUUUCGUAACAUUAAAAAAGAGCAGCACAACAAGGUGAAAGAUGAUGGUCCCAAGAGCCAAGGAUUUAAGACUGCAAAAGAAUUGUUAAAUGAAAGUGGUAACAAUAAUAAGAAAACUAUUGUUGAUUUCUUCAAGAGUAAUGUAAAACAAGAUAUGUCUCAGAAACAUAAAUCAACAGAUAUGAAGGUGUUGUUUGGUGAUUCAGAAGGUGAAGAAAGUGGUGUUAGCCCCAAAAAUGAAUCUUCCAACAGCCAUAAACAUAAAUCCCAUACAACAGAAAAAGAUAGUCAUCACAAACAUGACAGGCAUAAAGAUAGGCACAAACACAAACAUCAUAGACAUGAUGCCGAUAAGAAAAGGAGACACAGCCCAGAUAAAGAACAUAAUGACGAGAAAAAACGAAGGCAUAGUUUUGAUAAAGAGCAUGAAGAUAGCAAAAGAAGUAGACAUAGCUCUGAUCAAGAUUACAAGGAUGAUAAAAAGAGAAGUUACAGUUCAGAAAGAGAGGAGCCGCAGCGUUCAAAUGGAGAUGAGAAAAUAAAAGAUGAAUAUGACCUUAAUGAUUCUGAUUUUGUUAUAAGUACUGAAGGCAUGAAUGAAUCAAAUGGAUUUGAAAUAAAUGAAAGUGCAAUGGAUUCAGAUGGGUUAGUAGUAAAUGAAAGCAAAUAUGUGAACAACAGUGAUGAGUUAAAACAGUUAGAAGAAAAACGAUCUAUCCAAAAUGGUGAGAGCAGUAAACCGAAAUUAAAAAGACUAGGAAAAAACGAAGUUGGGACACUGGUUGUAAAACUUUUGACUCCAGCAUAUGUCGAGAGACGAUUUGAGUCAAGGGAUCUCUUUAAGAGUGUAGCCAGAAGUAUAUCCCAUGCUUUAGUGGAUAAAGAUGAAAACCAAGUGAAAGAGUAUAUUGACAACUUUUUAAAGAAGAACACAGAAAUUACAUCACAAACUAUUAUUGUAUAGUGUGUGAGACAUGAGUUAAAGUUUUUUUUUAAAGAGUUCUAAGACAGUCAUGAUAGCUGGUACUGUUGAUUUGUUUUUUUUUUCAGUGGUGAUACCUGUGCGAGUUAGAUUGAUUUACAUUUUAAGGAGGAAAAACAAUACCGCAUUGUCAGUUUUACAUAUAGUUCUUGAUUGGCAUUUUAUUGGUACUUAUAUAUUUUCACCGCCUUCGGUUUAAGUUGUAUGGAUAUUUCUUUAGGAAUGAAGAAUAAUUACUUGAAACUUAUUUUUUAUCGAAGAGUAGCAAUAAUAUCCUGUUUGCCUGAGUUUUUUUUUAUAUAUUUUCUUCUAUUGGGUAUUGUAUAUAGGUAUGCAGUGUUUUGCCUUUUAUAUAGUUCUAAUUGCGUACAUGCAAAUUUAUAUAGAAAUAUAUGCUGUAUAAAUGACUAAAACAAUUAACAAAUGA